This is a messenger RNA of Exophiala aquamarina CBS 119918, 4236 nucleotides long. RefSeq lists its product as uncharacterized. The transcript is spliced from 5 exons. The coding region runs from base 1 to 4236 and encodes 1411 amino acids. Lineage: Eukaryota; Fungi; Ascomycota; Eurotiomycetes; Chaetothyriales; Herpotrichiellaceae. Gene Ontology annotation, molecular function: calcium ion binding; protein binding. Gene Ontology annotation, biological process: endosomal transport; endocytosis. Gene Ontology annotation, cellular component: cytoplasm; plasma membrane. The record is from RefSeq and is a predicted model, not a curated record.
AUGUCUGAGAUCAUUGGAUCGCAAGCUUCGGGUUCGCUAUCCUCUCUAUCUAUUCACGCUUCGUUCAUCACCGAGACUGACUGUGUUUGUCCAGGUCAUCCGAACCUCAAUCUGACCCCCGAAGAGAAGCGAGUCUAUGCGCAGCUUCUGAAAGAAGCUGAUCCUGAUGGGUUUGGAGCUGUCUCUGGCGAUGUCGCCGUAAAAUUCUUCGAGCGGACGAAGCUUCCUCCCGAUGUCCUUGGCCAAAUCUGGCAAAUUGCCGACACAGAGAAUCGAGGCUUUUUGACCCCGGCCGGUUUCGGUGUUGUCCUGCGACUUAUAGGCCACGCUCAAAAUGGAAGGCCUCCUUCAGCCAGUAUUGCGACCCAGCCUGCCCCGUUGCCUCGUUUUGAUCCUAUCCCCGGCGAAAUACAACCACAGUCCCAACUUCCGGCGGCUCCCCCACCGAUCGCUCAGCAGUCAACUGGGCCUCCAGCAAGCCCUUCUCCAGCAGGACCUCCUCCCAUUCGAGUACCCGCACUCAACCCCGACAAAGUCACCACUUACUCCUCGCUCUUCGAGAAGUCAGGAGCUGAAAAUGGCUUCUUGUCGGGUUUGACUGCAAAGCAGAUAUUUGAGCGGGCAGGUUUGCCUAAUGACGUGCUUGGACGAAUCUGGGGGCUUUCAGAUACACAAGGCAGAGGUAUGCUGGACGUAACCGAAUUCGUGAUUGCUAUGCAUUUGCUCGCGUCUUACAAGUCCGGCCAAAUGCGUGGUGUCCCAAGCACAUUACCUCCUGGCCUAUAUGAGGCUGCGACUCGGCGACCUCCAGUUCGAGCCGGAAGUGGCUCGCGACCGGGCUCGAGUGCUGUUCCCAACCUUCCUCCUCAAUUUACGGGAUUCAAUCACAGACCCCAAAGUCCCAUUACUAGGCAACAAGUUAGCACUCCACUUUCCGCACAAUCAACGGGAGAAUCGUGGCUGGUUUCUCCAGCCGAUAAGGCCCGUUUCGACUCGAUAUUUGCCACGAUCGAUCGCCAAGGCCGAGGAUUUAUCACAGGUGAGCAGGCUGUCGAGUUUUUCGGGAACGCACGAUUGCCAGAAGAAGUGCUCGCUCAAAUCUGGGAUUUGGCCGACAUGAAUUCGGAAGGACAAUUGAACAAGGAUGAAUUUGCGGUUGCUAUGUACUUGAUUCGGCAGCAAAGAGGAACCAAGGAUGGCCGAGGUGUUCUUCCAAACACAUUACCCCUGGCUCUCAUCCCUCCAAGCAUGCGGAAACAAGUUCUUCCCCCCUCUCAGCCAACGGCUCCAGCCUUUGAGAAUGCGCCCAUCACUAAACCUCGUUCUGCUGCUGAUGAUCUAUUUGGCCUCGAUGCAUUUGGUACUCCUCCGACCACUGCUCCCCAGGUCCCUCAGUCGACAGGAGGGACCGAUGCUGGCCCUUUUGCCAACCCUCCUUCAGCUAUCUCACCGCAGACAACCUCGACGACCUUCAAGCCAUUCAUACCUUCAAGUUCAUUUGGCCAGAGCAUGAUUCCCCAGUCAACAGGAUCACCUGGCCCCUCCCAAGCCCGACCACCUCCUCCGGCAGAUGAUCUACUUGGAGAUGCUGAUCCUGAGAUUAAUUCCAAGCUCACCAACGAAACCAGUGAAUUAGGGAAUCUCUCGAAUCAGAUUGGCAGCCUGUCGAAGCAGAUGACAGAAUUUCAGGGCACAAGGAAGCAAACUGAUCAAGAGCUUUCCCACACCAUCAACCAGAAACGGGCCUUCGAAGGACGCUUGGCUCAACUAAGAGCACUUUAUGAGAAAGAAGUCAAAGAAGUCAGAGCUUUACAAGAACAGCUUACGGCGUCGAAGACUGAGACUAAGAGACUGCAAGCAGAUAUGGCUAUGAUCGAUGGCACUCACCAAGACCUUUCCACACAGCACCAGCAACUACGAGCCGCAUUGGAAGCCGACCAAAGGGAAAAUGCUGCACUGAAGGAGCGCAUCCGGCAGUCGAAUCAGGAAAUUGACCAGCUCAGGCCGCAGUUGGAGAAACUAAAGUCCGAUGCAAGACAACAAAAAGGUUUAGUGGCCAUCAACAAGAAGCAAUUAGCUACUAAUGAAACGGAGCGAGAUAGAAUAAAGGCGGAAAUCGCGGCUGCACAAAAACAAGUGGAAGAUGCAGCACGCGAAGCAGAAGACCCUCCCGCUGUCGUAAGCCCUGCUCCUUCGGCCAGUUCAAACCCCUUUUUCCGCAGGACAACAGAUACCACUUUUUCCCCACCAGCAGCUUCUCCAGAGCCGAGCAACAACCAAAGCGCCUUUGAUAGUAUCUUUGGCCCAUCAUUCGCCACGGGAGGGCCAGCGCCUGAAACGUCUUUCUCAAGCACACCUCCAUCUAGUAGUUCUCCCAGUUUGCCUCGCAUUGAAUCUCCUGGUCUUUCUACGUCUAGCACUUCGGCUGAACCGCCCGCACCUCCACAAUCUCGUCAGAUCACCUCGGCAUCCCUUCCCUUCCGCUUACCCCUGGAAAGAGAAGACUCCAUCAGCUCAUCCGUGAAGGUUGCAGCACCUGUCAGUCGAUUGAGCCCAGCGGACACACCACGUGCUCUUACUCCGGGGACAAGUACCCCAAGUCCUCCUGCACCACGUAGCUCCACCGAUCCCUUUGCAACGGCUGCAGGCCCGGAUGAAGAGCAGGAAUCUAUUAGGAGAACCUUGCCUCAGGCAUCAGCUUCCAGGGAAUCCUUGGAGGGCAGCUUCGGAAAACCUUCAGCGCCAGUCGGUGGCAUCCCUGGUGCAUUCCCAGCGGGUUCACGUUCAGACACUCCAUCGCAGGGAGUUCCCAAUGCCGCGGUCAUUGCUGGUUCUGGUGCUGUUGCUAGUGCUGCUACUCUGGCGGCCGGUACUGGGCUUGCUGCAGCCACGACAAAUGGAUCGGAACAGGCAGACAAAGAUUCUCCAGGAAAAGGAAAAGCUGCGGAAUCAAACUUUGAUGAUUUCUUCGGAGGCCCUCCUCAUCAACGGACUACCUCCCAACAAGUUGCAGACUUCGACUCGGCAUUUGCGGAUUUUGGAAAACCACGAUCGACGAAUGGCACUCAAGAUGCUGCAGCUAAAGAGUUCCCCGAUAUCCAAGAGGUUGCUGGGGACGAUGAUUCGGAUAGCGACUACAGCGACGAGCCCCUAAAGUUCGACGAUGACUUCAACCAGAAGUCCCCGCCGCGUGAUUUGCCAUCCGAGUCCAAAAGUCUAGGCAAGCAACCAGAGGGACAAACGGUUCCCGCUAACCUCUCUCUACCACGCCCUCCUUUGGAUACUACGGCUUCUGCAGCAAGCUCGUUGCCCGGAGCCGACCAGCAAAAGUCACCACCGACCUAUGGUGAUACUGUCUCAGAAGACAAUCCUACUCACUUUCCUCGCGAAUACAAAGGCUUACUCCCAGAAAGAGAGGAUCCAACUUCUCCACCAGCCGGCGGGGAGACCAUUGUGACUGCCCCACCAGCGGGGAAUGGAGAGCCACCUUCAUAUGGACCGGAAGCACACCCUAGAAGCCCUUCUGGGCCUUCCGCUCCUGCUCCUUUCCCACCACCCAAGACAGCUCCAUUUGAUUUUGAUUCAGCCUUCGCCGAUGUUGGGGCGGCCCCUAUAGUUGAUGAUGACGAUGAUUCUGAGGACGAUGCACAGGUCUUUGGCCCUGUUAGAAAUCUGGCCGACUUCGAUCCAACCUUCGACUCGCCACCUCAAUCCCGCUCCUCGGCCGCACCACAGCACUCUGCAAAUGAUUCGGUGGCCAAUGGAACCAGCUCAUCAAAAGCUACUACAAGUGACCCUUUCAAAGCAAAUGGGACAGCUUCAGCAUUUGGUUCCCAACCUGCUCCUGUCACCGGUUCGCAUGAUUGGGACGCACUGUUUGCACCUUUGAAUACGACUGGCGGCGAAGCGACUGGACCCACGACAUCAGGGUUCGAUGCACUAAAUACGCCUCCAGAAGCAGCUGCAGCUGCAGCUACUCCUUCUGUUACAGUAGCGGAGCCGUCGUCGCCCCAUGCUCCCACGUCUCCCGCUUCUGCUGCGACGCCGGCAAGUCCGAGUAACAAGCUUAACCGCCCUCAGCCUGGGCGUGCUUUGAGCACUGGGACCGAACAUGAUGAUCCAAUUCUCAAGAGACUGACAGCGAUGGGAUGGAGCCGUGAUGAGAGCUUGAAGGCUUUGGAGCAGUUCGAUUAUAACAUUGACAAAGCAGCUGACUACCUGACAUUCCGAUCCUAA